AUGAAUGAUAGUGAUCCCCAAAAUGACUCUUCUCUGUUCACUUCACUCCAACAAUCUCCGCUUCUCAUCGAUCCAUUCGAGAUCACUUCUUCUUUUAUUUUUCUCAUUCUUGGAUCAAUCACAUGCUAUAUUUACGUCAAAAUCCUUCUCCAUCAUCUAAGGAAAGGCUUCAAAUCGCACUAUCAAAAGAUUUUUCUGAUUUUCUCGGCUAAUGACCUUGUCGUUUGGGCUGUUCAAUAUUUGGAGCUUCGUUUACCCACUUGGGGUGUUAAUGAAUGGCUUUAUAGCGGGAUUCAAACUGGUUUUGUUCCUUAUUUGAUCUACUAUUUGGCAGUUUUCACCUUUCUGACUCAAUAUCUGGGUACUCUUCUAGUGGCUGUGAAUCGAGCCUCAGCACUUUAUCAACCAACAGCCUAUGAAAAGAUCUGGUUGCGUAUCACUUGGCCUCUCCUUUUCUCGAUCAUUUUAUUCGCCGGAAUCUCUUCAUGUCUUAUAUUCUUUGUAGUCGAUUUUUACUUUUACCGCGUCAUUUGGGGUUAUUAUCUACCAAUUGAUGACUUUCGUCCGGAAUUCAAAUGGUUGGCCGAUCUAUACUAUUGGGCAAAGUGCAACGGUGAAGGUGUUAGCUUUAACGAGAAUGAUCCAGCUUUACAAUACUCGGGAACUCAACUGAGUGCUGCUAAACAACAAACCAUUUGCAGUGUUGUUGCUUGCGAUGAGUGCUCGAUCACACUCGAUUUCUCUUAUCUUUGUUCAGAUGAAAAAACAAUCGACUUUUUGUCAUGCAACAUCGAGUCGAAAGAUCUCCCAUUCACGUUAACAAAUAAAAACCUGGUUGAUCUGAGUAAUUGCUUGAAAAGGGCAACCAUCGGAAAUUUGAGUCUAAAAAGUUGCACAUGGGAUUCCAAGGAUAAGCAACUUGGGAUCACUUGGGAUAUUCACUCGACAAUCGAUGCAUCAACGAUCGCUUUCCUGUUUCGUGUCAAUCAAUAUAUGAAAGUUAACACCAGUUUCCUCCCAAUACCGUUUACCACAAAGGUCGACAACUUCGAAUUCUCUCUUGCUGAGUCCUAUCAAAACACCUGGAUUGCUUUAGCUUUCGACCAAGGAAUACUAAACUACAUUGAUCUGGAAUCGAAAAACAACAACGAAACAUGCAACUAUGAGCUUUGGUUAGACAAUCCUCCAGGAGAUAAUGGUGGAUAUCCAGACAAGCAGUUGCUCACGAUCAAAGAAACCGAACCACUAGUGGAGCAAUAUCUCGAAAACAGUCGCUACAGUCUCCAAAUCCCGGCUGGCUGCUCGCCAACAAUUCAACUCAGACAGACUGACAAAGACGCUGGGGGGACAGCCCUUGUCACGACACUCGGCUAUCUCGACCCAUACAACGAAUUCCCUGAUGAUUAUUAUUUGAGCCGAAUGAUUUACUGCGUAAGUUUUCUCUCGAACGUGACACUUGAGGUGAUGAGGGUUGUCAAUCAUGAGGUUACGGUUAACCUCUUCGAUGCUCAGCUUCAGUUAAUUGGGAAUUUUACGAUCGAUGCUGGGACUUUGAAUACGACCUACGAGCUUUCGGACAUCAGUGCCAUUCAACUCUACUGGUCUCCUCAUGAAGCCACUAGUGAUUCUGGGGUAGCCGCAAGAGUCCAUGUGACAGCGGAUAAACAGUUAGAUCAUGUGUCAUUAGAAAAAAUCAAGUGUAACUUACAAGAUGGCAUCCAAGGACAUCGCUUUGCUCUCAUCCAUCUCCGCAUUCUCGCGGUUUUAUGUAUCCCGGCGACGCAGUUGCACAUC
Molecule: messenger RNA, 1794 nt
Organism: Mesorhabditis belari
Lineage: Eukaryota; Metazoa; Nematoda; Chromadorea; Rhabditida; Rhabditidae
Source: the annotation of a GenBank genome assembly